AUGGCCGCCGCGACAGACAACAACUCGAUGAAUGCGCUGCGAUUCCACGGGCAGCGUGAUUUGCGAUACGAGAGGAUUCCGGUACCCCAAGUCAAAGCCGGGCAAGUCAAAACUGACGUUGCUUUAUACCUCCACGAAUAUUUGGGUGGCGCGAAUCUCUGCCCUACAACGCCCCACCCAAUCACCGGGGAGACGGUUCCACUAACCUUCGGACAUGAGUUCAGUGGCACAGUAGAGGAAGUCGGCGAGGGUGUUACUGACUACAAAGCCGGUGAUAGAGUUGUCAUCCAGCCCAUCAUCUACGACGACACCUGCGGCGCCUGCGAGGAAGGUCUGCAAAACUGCUGCUGGUCCAACGGCUUCAUCGGCCUGUCUGGUUGGGGCGGUGGUCUUGCGGAUCACAUCGUCGUUCCAACCUCUACCCUAUAUCAUCUCCCUGACAAUGUUCCACUCGAGAUUGGUGCGCUCGUCGAGCCCCUCGCUGUCGGCUGGCACGCAGUCAAGAUCAGCCCUUUCAAGAAAGACGAUGUUGCUUUGGUUUUGGGAGGUGGGCCCAUCGGUAUAUCAACAAUCCUAGCCCUGAAGGCUAAAGGCUGCGAUCGGAUCAUUGUCUCAGAAGUGAGCAGAAAGAGACAGGAGUUUGCGAGAAAAUUCGGAGCGCACUACAUCAUUGACCCCACCAAGGAAGACCUUGCCAAGCGCUGUCGCGAACUCACCGGAGGCAAAGGUGUACACGUAGUCUACGACUGUGCUGGCGUUCAGGCUGCUCUCAACCAGGCCGUACAUGCCACCCGUGCUCGAGGCUGCAUCGUCAACAUUGCCAUAUGGGAGAAGCCUUGCACGAUCUUCACCAACGACUUCAACUUCAAGGAGAGGACUUACAUGGGCAUUGCGACUUACGAGAUCGGCGACUUCCAGGAAGUGAUUGAUGCGCUGAGCAGGGGAGAUAUGGACCCGAAAGAGAUGAUCACACAGAGGAUUGCUCUUACCGAAGUUGAAGAGAAGGGGUUCAAGAGCCUGAUCAACGACAAGGACAACCAGGUCAAAAUUCUGGUGGAGGUUGGCGGGGGUGCGUAG
This is a messenger RNA of Alternaria ventricosa, 1077 nucleotides long. RefSeq lists its product as uncharacterized. The transcript is spliced from 3 exons. Gene Ontology annotation, biological process: butanediol biosynthetic process. The coding region runs from base 1 to 1077 and encodes 358 amino acids. Gene Ontology annotation, molecular function: (R,R)-butanediol dehydrogenase activity; zinc ion binding. Lineage: Eukaryota; Fungi; Ascomycota; Dothideomycetes; Pleosporales; Pleosporaceae. The record is from RefSeq and is a predicted model, not a curated record. Gene Ontology annotation, cellular component: cytoplasm.